Aspergillus fumigatus Af293 is the source of this 1080-nucleotide messenger RNA. RefSeq lists its product as uncharacterized. The record is from RefSeq and is a predicted model, not a curated record. Lineage: Eukaryota; Fungi; Ascomycota; Eurotiomycetes; Eurotiales; Aspergillaceae.
AUGGAGAUUGACCAGGUCAAACCAGAGCGCCAUGACAUCGCUCCCGAUGGUGAUCUCAUUCUGCUUUACAAGAAGCAUGCAAACCGACCUGUCGAGUUGCGAGUCUCAACAACCAUCUUGAAAUCCCAAUCGAUCUACUUCGAAGCCUUGAGUGGGAGGUGGCUUGAGACCCUUCCUGUCCGGCCGGACGGACUGCGUGAGAUGGCCUUCGAGAGAUUCGAUCCGGAUGCCAUGCUGAUCAUCAUGAAGGCUGCGCACUUGAAGUUCCAAGGGAUCCCGGAUGAGCUGAAUGUGAAGCUGCUUCACAAAAUUGCCAAGUAUGUGCACAUGUUCGACAUGUUCCCAGCCGUUUGUACUCUGGCUCGCCCCUGGAUCCAGUACGUAAGGAUGUUCGUUGACCAAUGUAACAGUACAGAGCUUGCGGGUUACCUUCUGGGAAUCAUGUGGGUGUUCAACCUCAAAGAGCAAUUCAAGAAGGCAACUCGGUCUAUAGUCGUCGAUUGCAAUGCGGUGGAUAUUGAUUUGUCUCGAACACUCAUUGACCAGAGCAUGUUCGACGAUCUCCUGGCAAUCCGCCACAAACUGAUGCGGGAUAUGAGUUCUUUGAUAGAGUCAACGCUCAUAGCGCCGCUCAAACAGGCCGAGAAGAAUGGUAAAGUCAUCUGUCAUGAGGAAUGCGAUCAUCACAUACGCAUUCAUAUGCAGGUUUUGAUGGAGGCCCCUCCAAAUAAAGAGACCAAGCCGUCGAGGAUUGUGGAAGGAUUGCGGUUGCUGUUAGACGAUCGCAAAUUCUACCAUAAUUCGAGUCGUGACCCUCUUGAGGGCUUCAGGAAGCCCCACUGUAUCGGCCGUUUGAACGACGUCAUCUCACAACUCGACAGGAUGCUCGAGACGGUGGAGGGCUUUGACCUGGCAGAUUGGAGACCAGAAGCCAGCCAGGACGUGGUCUGGGGUGAUGAUGUCGAGCCCGAAUUGCGCUUGGACUGGCCCUACGACCAGAAAUUCAACUUUGACUCGGACUAUGAGCUUAGUCCCAGGUCGAGCGCAUCUCCUCCGCCUGGCAAGGGAAGGAAGGAGUGA